CACAGUCCACUUGCCUUACCACCAGUUCAGUGCUCUUAUCUCAGCUUCUCUCUUAUCACAGGCCAGUGUGUUAUCAACACAACACUUAUCACCAUGCAGUCCGUCAGUAUUGUUGUUAUUUUGGCUGUGGCAGUAGCUAAUGCGGCCGCCCUCCCCAUUAGCAGUGAUGACUCAUCAUCAUCAGCAUCGUCAUCAAUCAAACAGAAGAGAGGAAUCAUCGCACACCAUGAACCACUUGUUCUAGCUCACGCUCCAGUCGUAGCUCACGCUCCAGUUGUCGCUCACGCUCCGCUAGUAGCUCACGCCCCUGUUGUCGCUCACGCACCGCUCGUUGCCCAUGUCGCCCACGCUCCAGCCGUGUCCUACUCGUCAAGCAGUGUGACCCACAUCAGUCACCCUGUCAAGGUGAAGGCUGUCUACGCCCAUGCCCCAUUGGUGGCCCAUGCUCCGGUCAGUGUGUACCAUGCCCCACUAGUGGCCCAUCCCGUGGCUCAUCCCGUCUACGCUUCGCACUAUGCCCACUCUUACUACCACUAGAGAACGUCGGUUGAGUGGAUUCAGAGGUCAGCUCUCACAGAGCGCGUCUUGUCACUGCUGCUAAAUUUUCUUCAGAUGGAAAACUAUUUUCAUCUCGUUUUCGGCGAGAGGAAAACGCUUUUCUCGCAGGGAAAACUAUUUCGGGAGCAAGAGACGACGGUUGAGGAGUUGCAUCUUGUGAUUUUCCACUUGUUACCCACAAAGAGUACCUCGAAAUUUUCUUCUUCAUGUUUGUUAUUAUUCAUCAAUAAAUUAUUCUUUUUCUAAA
Messenger RNA from Nilaparvata lugens (brown planthopper), 805 nucleotides. RefSeq names its product larval/pupal cuticle protein H1C-like. The record is from RefSeq and is a predicted model, not a curated record. The coding region runs from base 94 to 537 and encodes 147 amino acids. Lineage: Eukaryota; Metazoa; Arthropoda; Insecta; Hemiptera; Delphacidae. The transcript is spliced from 4 exons.